AGUGGUUGGUGAUCUCGAUUCCCAGCGCUUGAUGUCAUACCAGCGUCUAUCGUGCCGACUCCAGCGACAACAUGGAAAUACACGUGCACUGCAGCAUGUUCUGGCCUGAAUCCUAGGCGCCAGGCCUCAACCUCUUCUCCUCUCCCUCUUAAGUUGAACUCUAACCACAGUCCCACUCAUUCCGCCUACCCUCAGCCUUCUCCUACCAUUCAUUCUGAAUCCCUCUCAAUUUCUGAUGCUGCGUGUCAUUCGUCGUUUGAAAUUUCGUCCCACAAUUACGCGUAGUAGCCCAGAAGAACGACAUAUCAGACUUGAAAUCAUCAACGGAAAGAAUCUUUGAGUCCCCUCCAGGCGCAUGCCCGCUGGCAUUUAUGUGUCCAUCGAUGUCGACUCGAGGAAACGCUGGAAAUCGGCUAUCAGGGUCUUAUCAUCCGAACAAUCAGUAGCGUGGGGGGAUACUGUGAUUCUAUCAUCACAUACCUCACCUGCAUUAUCAGCGGAAAUCAGGGCGUCCUAUGAGGUCGAUCGAAUGCUAGGCAGUGGAGAAGUGAUCGGAAAACUUCAAAUGUCGUGGGAUGAACUACUCAAUCAUGGAGGUCAGCCAUUCAAUAUAUCCUUCCCACCCGUGCGCGGUGUCCAUCCUUUCCUCACACUGAAGGUUGCCAUUAUACAUACUUCCGACAAUCAAAACGGCGCACUGUUUGAAUCCCUCGUAGACUACAAAAUUGCGCGAGACACAGAUGUGGGCCACGCACGAUUGGCCAAAUACGUGACGAGCAAGAAGGUCUCUCACCUGAACGAUGCUGUAGAGCGUUUUCAGUUAGUUCUGGACCGGUGUCCGGUCAGCCAUCUAGACCACGCAACAGCUCUUACCAAUCUUGCGUAUGCACGCCUUGAAGGCUAUAUCGAAAACCAUCGUGAGGACAUCAAUACCACCACUUCCCUCUUCCGCGACGCCCUUGCAUUGCGUCCGCAGCACCAUCCCGAUCAUCCCUUAUCUCUAUAUAAUCUCACCACAGCGCUGACUUGGCGCUACAAGAAGAAACAGGACACCUACCUUUGUAGCAUUGCGGCAGGGGAAAAUGGUGUCGACUAUGUGAUUGGUGGAUGCAACGAUCUUCCAACUGAUGCAUCUGAUGCAGACAUCCACCUUCGAAGAGUCGUCCUCGAGUUCUGUCCUCUGGGCCAUCAACUCCGUCCCAGUGCCCUUCACUGGCUUGCACAGGCCGUCGAAGCCCGCUUCCAACAGUGUGGCAGCAUUGAUGAUAUAGACGAGACUAUACAACUUUGUCGUGAAGCCGUUCGACUGUGCCCCGAGGGACAUGCUGACUACGAUACCUACCUGAUCAGCUUGUCCUUAUCACUCGUGUUCCGCUUUAAUCACCAAGGCAAAUGUAAUGACCUCGAUGAGGCCAUCUUUUUGCAAGAAGAAGCGCUGUACCUGCGCCCUGUUGGGAACGAAUCUUGGUAUUCGUCAUUGAACAACCUAGGGAGCACCCUCCUCACCCGUAGCGACAUAAGCGGCGAAAUUGAUGACAUCACCCGAGCUAUCAGCCUCUAUCGCGAGGCCCUGAUGUUGUGCCCACCUGGGCAUCCACACCGUGACACCACGCUUGGCAACCUGGCCAACGCGCUUGAAACCAGAUAUGAUAAAUCAGAUGUCAGCGACGAUCUUAACGAGGCCAUUGAUCUGUAUCGCGAAUCCCUUCGCUUAAUGCAGCUUGACGAUCCAAGGCGCCAUGUGAAUCUUUACAAUUUUAGCUCAGCGCUCUGCUCUCGUUUCACGCACACUCAGGUGAAUGAAGAUGUUGAGGAGGCCAUUACUUUCUGCCAACAAUCAUUGGCGGUUCUGCCUUCACUACACCCGGACAGGUGUUUCAGCUACGCGUGGCUGCGGACGGCCUGUUUAUCUCGUUACCAGAUUCUACACAACUCUGCUGAUUUAUCGCUCGCAAUGGAGAACUUCCGACGAAUGGCAUCCAGUCAUCCUAGUCAAGGAUUUCCUCGGCGUAUCAAAGAGGCUAUUGACUGGGCUCGCCAAGCAGAACUUCAUCAACAUCAAUCUGCCCUCGAAGCAUACCAGAUGUGCUUUGAGCUUUUCGACAGCCACGUGAUGACGCGAUCAUCGCUUAUCUCACGGCGUGAGGCUGCAACCGCUUUUCGUGAUGCACAAUCAUUUCCUGUAGAUGCAGCCUCAUGUGUCAUACGUUGUGGUAAUUUACAACAGGCAGUUGAACUUCUGGAGCAAGGUCGUGGCCAGCAAUGGUCACUGGCAUCUCGACUCAGGACUCCAGUUGCAGACCUCGAAUCAGCAAAUCCGAGACUGGCGCACAAUUAUUUGGAGCUGAGCAAGCACAUUUCCAAUUUCGCACAGAGUUCUGCAAUUAUCACCGACAGAGCUGCUGUUGAUCGGGCAGCAACAGAGUAUAGGAGACUUCUGAAGCAAUGGGAAGCUGCGGUAGCUGAGAUACAUGAUCUUCGAGCGUUCUCACGGUUCCUACUCCCACCUUCAUACAAAGACCUACAAGCAGCAGCACGCCAUGGCCCGGUCAUUAUCCUCAUUGCGAGUCAACACUUGUGCAGCGCCAUCAUUAUCCCGACGUCAGGAGACCCCCAUCAUGUUCCCUUUCCGUCUGUCACUCUCGCAGAUCUGAACAAUCUCAAUGAUCGCUUCACCAGGGCAAUACGACAAGCAUCUCGGAUGAAUCCAACUGAGCCGAGACGGAUCUAAUAGUACUCUCGCG
This is a messenger RNA of Suillus subalutaceus, 2744 nucleotides long. RefSeq lists its product as uncharacterized. The transcript is spliced from 6 exons. Bases 356 to 2731 code for a protein of 791 amino acids. Gene Ontology annotation, molecular function: protein binding. Lineage: Eukaryota; Fungi; Basidiomycota; Agaricomycetes; Boletales; Suillaceae. The record is from RefSeq and is a predicted model, not a curated record.